AUGCAGACGCUGUAUCACCUCCGCAGUGCUUCAUCUGUGGCCAUGUAUCCGCUCCGAGAACGAACUCCUCCUCGUCAAGAGAGCACACGGAGAAGCGAAGAACCCUGGACGGCAGCGGCGUGGCGGUGGAUCCUCGGCGGCAGGGCACCAGCACAGCGGGUUUCCUCCUGUCGCUCCGUGUCGCUGGUUUUGGCUGCUGUCCACGCGGUUCUGGUGCUGAAACGCGCUCGCGGCUUUUUGUAA
Messenger RNA from Knipowitschia caucasica, 243 nucleotides. Lineage: Eukaryota; Metazoa; Chordata; Actinopteri; Gobiiformes; Gobiidae. The record is from the annotation of a GenBank genome assembly.